AUGCCCUCGGCGGUAGUAAAAACAAACAACACCUCAACCUCAGUCCUCCAAGAUGGCUCCCCUCACCGCUCUCGUCGCGCCUCCUUCCAGGUGCUGAACCGAAAUAUCCAUCAGGUCGUUCUGGGAAACCUGCUAUUCGACGCGUGGUAUUAUUCCCCCUACCCUGACAGUAUCAUUCUUCCGCAUCGAGGAGACGGCUCAACAACAGCAGAUAUGAGAAAUGGGCACUCUCACAGCCACCUUAGCGGAUAUCACAGUUCGAUAAGGGGAGAGGAGCCAAUUUGCCGCCUCCUCCAUGUUUGCCCGUGCUGUUUUCGUUAUACACCACUCGAAGAACAAUUCACCCGACACCUUGCUUACCACCGCCACCUCCGCUCUGAAAAUCUUGAACCCAAUCAACCCAUCCCAGAAUCCGCGUACAAAGUAUACGAAUGGGAAGGGUAUGCGGUUUGGGAAAUAGAUGGCGAGAAGGAGAAACUAUAUUGCCAGAAUCUGAGUCUCUUCGGGAAGUUGUUCCUUGAACAGAAAAGUGUCUUUUUCGAUACGGCAGGGUUCAAGUACUAUGCUUUGACGUAUACGAAGCCUGAAAGUCCCCCAUCACCAGCUUCUACGACAACCAAGACCCGAGGACAGAAACAACGAAGCUCGUCUGCGAAUGUGCAACAAGAAGACGACGCGCUCAACCAGACGCGUGUCUUAGGGUUCUUCUCCAAGGAGAAUCUUUCGUGGGACUCCAACAAUCUUGCGUGCAUCUUGAUCUUCCCUCCCUUUCAGCAUCGGCAGCUCGGUCAAUUAUUGAUGGCAGUCUCGUACAAGCUGAGCGGAUGGGAAUGGGAAGGCGGGGUGAUUGGCGGGCCCGAAAAGCCCUUGAGCGCAAUGGGCCGGAAGUCAUACCUAAGGUUUUGGUCCGAACGCAUUGCUCGGUUUCUGAUGGGUCAGACGGCGGAUGCGGAUGCAACAAGGGUCUUCGACAAAGCCAAGGCGAAUGGCAGAAACAGAAAAACAGUUCAGCCGAGAAAAGAAGAGAUGACGGUCAAGGAAAUUGGGGACAGGACCGGAAUGCUGGGAGAGGAUGUAGUCGCUGCGCUGACCGAGAUGGGUCUGUGUAAAGUGGUAGGGCCCAAAAGGAAGAAGGCAAAAUCUUCCACGCCUGAGGCGAACGGGACAGCAUCCGCGAGUCUCGCUCAUGCUACGGAAAUUGAGCCAGAGGAACUGGCAACAAUGGUCAUCCAUCGCUCAAAAAUUGUGGAGUGGGCGGAGAAGAACGGCGUUGAGCUGAGCAGUCCCGUCAAAGAAGAAGGAUUCUUGGGCGAGUGGGCAUUGAGCGAUCUUGCUGAAUCCGACAACAAUAGUCAAAAUGUGUCGGGCGACGAAGAUAGCAAUGCUUAG
This is a messenger RNA of Fonsecaea nubica, 1389 nucleotides long. RefSeq lists its product as hypothetical. Gene Ontology annotation, biological process: regulation of DNA-templated transcription. The record is from RefSeq and is a predicted model, not a curated record. The transcript has a single exon. The coding region runs from base 1 to 1389 and encodes 462 amino acids. NCBI's taxonomy places the organism in Eukaryota, Fungi, Ascomycota, Eurotiomycetes, Chaetothyriales, Herpotrichiellaceae. Gene Ontology annotation, molecular function: histone acetyltransferase activity.